Molecule: messenger RNA, 1565 nt
Organism: Aspergillus heteromorphus CBS 117.55
Lineage: Eukaryota; Fungi; Ascomycota; Eurotiomycetes; Eurotiales; Aspergillaceae
Product: Tm-1-like ATP-binding domain-containing protein
Exons: 1
Coding region: 189-1565 (458 amino acids)
Source: RefSeq, a predicted model, not a curated record
UAUCAUUGCUCGUAAAUUUGUGACUAUCGCUGACUGACUGACUUAUUUAGUUCUAAGUAUUUGCUGUGCUCAUAUUUAAUUAACUCUGCAUUCUGCACCCUACUCUCUACAAAGGAUAAUCCCUCACCUUACUGUAUAGACACAGCAUCAACACCAACCCAGCACCCCAAACCCAGCCCACCACAAUCAUGACCCCCGCCACCCAACCCACCAUCCUCCUCCUCGGUACCUGCGACACAAAAUGGGACGAGCUGCUAUACACCUACACGCAGCUGACCAGCGGCCCCAACCCCAUCCACACGCUGCUCAUGGACGUAGGACGAAUCCCGCACCCCUCGCCUCUAAUCACAAUCAAACACCCCCACUUCAAGCCUGACAGCAGCUCCAAGCCCUCACGCGAAGACAGCAAUGAAAAAGAACACGAAACGCCAAAAGAGGAAGGCGAAGACGAAGACGACGACAAAGGAGAAGACUACACCCAUCUCCCGCGCAAAACCUACAUCGACACCAUAACGCACACCUCGCACGCUACCGUCUCCUCGCUGUACCAAAACGGCCAGAUCCACGGCAUGCUGUCGAUUGGCGGCAGCUGCGGGACGGCCAUUGCGACGGCGCUGAUGCGCUCGGCCCUGCCGGUCGGGUUCCCCAAGCUGAUGGUGUCGACGAUGGCGUCGGGCGAUGUGCAGCCGUACGUCGAGGAGACGGAUAUCACGAUGAUGUAUUCGGUUGUGGAUGUCGCGGGGAUGAACUCUAUCCUUGGGAGGAUUUUGAGGAAUGCGGCUGCUGCGGUAGGGGGGAUGGGGGGGACUUAUUAUCGGGAUACUCGGGGAAGGUGUGUUGAUGGGGAGGAUGGUGCCAAGGCAGAGGGAGAGGAAGGAAAGAAACUACUACGCAUCGGCAUCAGCAUGUUCGGCGUGACCACCCCCUGCGUAACCGCCAUCCGCAGCCUGCUAACAGCCCGGUACCCCACGUGCGAGCUCUACGUUUUCCAUGCAACCGGCAGCGGCGGAAAAGCCAUGGAGCGACUCAUCACCGAAACCCAGUUAGACGCAAUCCUCGACAUCACAACCUCCGAGAUCGCGGACGAGCUUGUCGGCGGGGUUCUGUCUGCCGGCCCGCAACGUCUCUCCGCCGCCGCGUCUCGCGGGAUCCCGCAGGUCGUCAGCCUGGGGGCAUGCGACAUGGUCAACUACGGCACGCCGGAGACGGUGCCGUCGCGGUUCCGGGAGGCGGGGAGGGAGAUCUACGAGCAUAAUCCGACGGUGACGAUUGUGAGGACGGAUCGCGAGGAGAGCUGCAAGGUGGGGAGGUUUAUUGCGGAGAAGUUGGGCGGGGCGAGGAGGCCCGACAGGGUCAAGGUGUUGGUGCCGGGGGGUGGGGUGAGUUUGUUGGAUGUCCCGGGGCAGCAGUUUUGGGAUCCGGAGGCGGAUGAGGGGCUGUUUGGGGCGCUGGAGGAGGGGUUGAAGGGGUCGGGGGUGGAGGUGGUGAGACAUCCCAGGGAUGUUAAUCAUCCGGAGUUUGCGCAGGCCGCGGUGGAUUUGUUGGCGGGAGUGUUGGGAUAUUGA